Messenger RNA from Arvicanthis niloticus (Nile rat), 2467 nucleotides. The record is from RefSeq and is a predicted model, not a curated record. NCBI's taxonomy places the organism in Eukaryota, Metazoa, Chordata, Mammalia, Rodentia, Muridae.
CUAAGCCGGAGGCUGUCCGGGUGACUGCCCUUCCGGGAUGGCGACAGUUCCACGGCCCAGGGACUGCGAUCUUGUAGAUGCCGCGCCCUCGUGGCUGCAGCCCAUAAUCUCCGCAGCUCUCUUGCUCCUGUCCCCAGGACCCGCAGUUCCCAGCCUGGAGUCGGGUGUCCCGGGUGGCUUAAGGACGCCGGGUGCUUGGCAGGUGCCGAGCGGCGCCUGCCCAUCCCGACUGGCAGAGCCUAGGCUGCCAGAGUGAGGGGCCUCCCGAGGCUACGUGCGGCUCCCUGCGCCUACACCUUCUGCUUCAGCGGCUGCGCGGCGGAGCAGAAAGCUGCGGUAGCGUGCUUCGGGGCCCACACCCCUGCAGUGCGGACCCCCUAGCUGAUGUCGCAGGGACACUGGGUUCCCUGGUUGCUGCCCCAGGCUUAAUGAUUGCCCAGAAGUCGGCUAUAAAGAGACUGGUUGGAGGAGAGCACACAGAAAAACACAGCUCAGCAGAUCUGGGCAGUAAAGAGAGCAAGCGGCAAGCAGGAGCCUGUGGUCAGAAGCACCGUGAGCAGGCCAGCAGGCCAGCAGGGCCAGCUUUUCCUACCAUGGCAGUCCAGGGCUACGGCUAUUACCGCACUGUCAUAUUCGCCGCCAUGUUUGGAGGCUACAGCCUGUACUACUUCAACCGCAAAACCUUCUCCUUUGUCAUGCCCUCCUUGGUGGAUGAGAUCACUCUGGACAAGGACGAUUUGGGACUCAUCACAAGCAGCCAGUCGGCAGCCUACGCCAUCAGCAAGUUUGUGAGUGGGGUGCUGUCAGAUCAGAUGAGUGCCCGCUGGCUCUUCUCCUCUGGGCUGCUCCUGGUUGGUCUGGUCAACGUGGUCUUCUCGUGGAGCUCCACAGUGCCAGCCUUUGCUGCUCUCUGGUUUCUCAAUGGUCUGGCACAGGGGCUAGGCUGGCCCCCCUGUGGGAAGAUCCUGAGGAAGUGGUUUGAGCCAUCCCAGUUUGGCACUUGGUGGGCUGUGUUGUCAACUAGCAUGAACCUGGCUGGAAGUCUGGGACCUAUCUUGGCGACGAUCCUUGCCCAGAGCUAUAGCUGGCGCAGCACACUGGCCCUGUCUGGGGCACUGUGCGUGGUUGUCUCCUUCUUCUGUCUGCUGCUCAUCCACAACGAGCCUGCUGAUGUUGGACUCCGAAAUCUGGACCCUGCCCCCUCCAAGGGCAAAAAGGGAUCAUCAAAGGAAGAGAGCACCCUACAGGAUCUGCUGCUGUCCCCCUAUCUCUGGGUGCUGUCCACUGGCUACCUUGUGGUCUUUGGAGUAAAGACUUGCUGUACAGACUGGGGCCAGUUCUUCCUCAUCCAGGAGAGAGGGCAGUCCGCUCUUGUGGGUAGUUCCUAUGUCAGUGCCCUAGAGGUUGGAGGCCUUGUAGGUAGCAUUGCAGCCGGCUACCUGUCAGACAGGGCCAUGGCCAAGGCAGGGCUGUCUGUGUAUGGGAACCCUCGCCACGGCCUGUUGCUGCUCAUGAUGGCUGGCAUGGCAGCAUCCAUGCUCCUCUUCCGGGUAACGGUGACCAGUGACUCACCCAAGGAUGCUUUCUGGACUCCUGCUCUCCAUCCUCUGGCUGAGCUCACAGGCUUUACGGAGCACGAGAUCUGGAUCCUGGUGUUGGGAGCCGUGUUUGGUUUCUCUUCUUAUGGUCCCAUUGCCUUGUUUGGAGUCAUAGCCAAUGAAAGUGCACCUCCCAACUUGUGUGGUACCUCUCAUGCUAUUGUGGGACUAAUGGCCAAUGUGGGUGGAUUUCUGGCUGGGUUACCUUUCAGCACCAUCGCCAAGCACUAUAGCUGGAGCACAGCCUUCUGGGUGGCAGAAGUGAUUUGUAUAGCCAGCACAGUUGUCUUCUUCUUGCUUCGAAAUAUCCGCACCAAGAUGGGCCGAGUAUCCAAGAAGGCAGAGUGAAUGGAGCACUCACUAUGGAGCGUCCCUGACCGCAGUCUCACCGGCAGGGCACAGAAGGGAGGGAGGCUGCUCUGGCUAGCACAGAACCUUCACGUUCCUGUCUCCACUGUCUCUCUGGACCUCCAUGGUGCUGCAAGUUACCAGUGGCUAAUGAAGCCCCGACUCCGCAUCCUAUGCUCUAUUGAAAUGAUGGUGUUUGCUUUUAGACUCCAUCAGCUUCUGUUUCUACCUUCUAGCAGACAGGCAACUCCUGAAUUCAGGGCAUCUCCUAUACCCUUCUUCCUCUCCUAGGUCCUGAUUUCCUAGUGAGGUGAACCUGUCUCUGCAGCCGCAGAACAUUAAUGACCUGUGGUUUCUGCUGUACCCCAAGGCUUCUUGUCAGGGGGCAAAAUUGUUGCCAAUACCUCAGUCCCUAAGGGAGGAGAGGAGGCCACCACUCUCAUCAAUACCCUGGGACAAACGGGAGGAUGUAGAGGGCAAACCGACUUGUACAGACUAAUAAAACUAGGUCUGAUAGUAAA